UUUGGCACAGCUUCACCCGCUCCGGUCAUGAAGUUCGGAGCUGGAGUGUCGCCGAACAGGCUCUUAAAGAAUGCCUUAGCUUGAGGAUCAUGUGCUAGGGUGUAUGUGCGGUGAAAUUGAUAGACACGCUGCUCUUAGAAAGCAAUGCUCAAGCAUCUUGUUCUGAAUCCGAGUGGCGGCAUUCUCUUUUCUGCAUCUCCAGUUCAAAAAAAGAAGAGGAGAGACGGGCAAAGUUUUCCUCACCGAGACACCGGGCCCGGCAGCCCAACUUCUCUCUGCGUUGCCGCGAAAUUUCCAUCAAUUUCCCACUGCCUUACCCCCAAAAAACAAAAAAUUAAUUCCCCACUGCCCAUCGGAACCGGGGUGGUGGCAGUGCUCGGUGUGUGUUCGGCGAAAUGUCACCGCAAAGCUAGCGCAGCCAUGGUCGCGCCCUCCGUGCGCGUCACUCUGGGGGGAACCGACGGCCUUGAUGCCGCGCUUCUCCUCUCGGCGCGUGCGCGCGCGUGUUCGUGCGUGCCGGGGUCGAUUCCGGUCGCCGCGCGCGCAGGGUGCUCGGCGUAAUGACUUCCUCGGUUGCCUGUACUGCACCUCCUUCGGCGCUGUGCAGUGCGUGCCGACAUGCCGCCACUGAGACCGAGGUCAAGGAGAGGAGGCCGACAAGGACGGCUCCACUCCCUGGUCGCUCGCUGCCAUCCACUGGCCGGGUAGUCUGUGUGCGGUGGUGUCUUGACGCGGCCGCACCCGUGUCCUCGUACACGCGACGUCGCCGUCGGGGCCCCGGGGAGCGUAUGGAUUGCUCGUGCCGACCUGGCCUCAGGGUCUCCGAAGACGGCGCGCGCCGCGCUGUCGCGCACCCUUGUUUUGGCCAGGUAUGCACGUGGUCGCCCUCCAGCUGCGGGUCUCCAUCUGAAACUAUUGGUAGAUCAUGGAAUCUGGGUAAAAGAUCAGGUCCCCUCUACACACUACAGUAUAUGCACCAAUUGGUAAAAUUGUUAACUAGCAGUAGCGCAUGAUAAGCAAGGAGGUACAAGUCUUCCCUGACUUUAUCACUGUUUGCCACUUAUAUUUGUAAAAUUCGUUGAGAUCAUCUUAUUAGUUUACUGCGUAAGUUCAUUUAGGUUGAUGGCGGAUGGCAGUUAAGUUAUGCGCCAAGGCCAUGGCGACAAGAUUACCACAACAUGAUCGGUUGGAAUGUACUCCCUCUGUCCCAAAAUAUAAGAACGUUCUUAUAUUUUGCGACGGAGGGAGUAAUUUGUUGCGCACUGUUUCAGGCCGGUUCUGUUCCGGAGCUUAAUAAAUACACUGAAAUGCUUGAGGCAUGGGAUUUACUUGCCAUUCUGAUUUAUCAUUCUACUAUGAGAUGACCAGACCACAAGAGAGGACAGCCUUUCUUCUAAUGCCAACAAAGGAAUCAUGGAGUCAAGUCUAAAAGUUGCAAUUAUGUCGCGGCCGUAUCCUUUCUAUUGGUGGGAGAUACUCCAUUAACCAUUAUCAUGAUGAAACUGUUUCGAAACAGCCAUUUCUUAUUGGAGCGUACCAUAGCCACACACGGCAACUGUACACUGACCCUCCUGGUCUAUAAUUGUGGAAUAUGACAACCGUAAUACACAUAUGAAAGCAAUUGCUAGUCCCAUGGAUAUACAUAUAUGCCAGUCUCUGCCUCUCUCCCUCUCUCUCUCUUGGAUAGAAGCCUGAAGCCUCUAGUUUGCUCACAAGAAACAUGAAUCUAUGUGUAACAGCUCUCCUAUUCUACAUGUUCCAGUUGAUCCAUGGACAGCCUGAUUAUCUAGGUUUCAUAAGCAUCGAUUGUGGCAUCGAAGUGAACUCUACCUACCAAGAUUCCGUUUCAAAUAUGAUAUAUGUAUCAGACUAUAGUUUCGUCACCACUGGAGAAAACCACGGCAUCUCCUCAGAUUACGUAAAGCCAUCACUGGUGAAACGCUAUCUGAAUCUCCGGUUCUUUCCACAUGGCGCAAGGAAUUGCUACACCCUGAGAUCCUUGGUGAUGGGAAACAAGUACCUUGUUCGUGCCGCCUUCUACUAUGGAAACUAUGAUGGCCUGGGCAAACCUCCUGUCUUUGAUCUGUACCUGGGGACAAACUACUGGCAUGAAGUUAGCUUAAGUGAUGCAGGAGCAUUCAACUGGAUGGACAUCAUAGUUGUGGCUCCUGAUGAUUACUUGCAAGUUUGUUUGGUGAACAAAGGUAUGGGUAAUCCAUUUAUUUCUGGGCUGGAUUUGAGGCCAAUGAAGAAUACCCUUUACCCAGAGGUAAAUGCAACUCAAUCGCUCGUGCUGGUUAAUUCUAAUCGGUUCCACAUGGGGCCCACAGACGGUUCAGUAAUCAGGUACCCCUCGGAUUCCCAUGACCGCAUCUGGACGACAUAUAAUGCAAUUCCAAACUGUAUCCAGAUAUCUGCAACAUCUGUAAUUCAGAAUAACCUCAGGGAUGUCUACGAUGUGCCAUCGUCUGUUAUGCAAAAUGCAGUGACUGCUAAUAGCUCAAGAAUUGAUUUCUCAUGGAAUCCAUCUGAUCCAUCAGUGAACAUAAGCUCCAAAUACUUCUUUAUUUUCUACUUUGCUGAGCUGCAGACUGUAGGAAGCAAUGCAGUGCGGCAGUUUGAUAUCAUUAUCAAUAGCAAGACAUGGAACAAGCAACCUUACACCCCAACAUUCCAAGUCACAGAUUAUUUUUCUGGCAUUUUGCAUGGGAUGGAAAAUUAUAGUGUCUCACUUGUUGCUACUAAAAAUGCAACGCUUCCACCUAUCCUCAAUGCCAUGGAGAUGUACUUGGUGAAACCGAUAACUGCGGUUGCAACUGAUCCUGGAGAUGCUAGAGCCAUGAUGGCAAUCCAAGACGAUUUUGGUGUGAUAAAAAACUGGAUGGGUGAUCCAUGUAUUCCGAAGGCUUCCAUAUGGAGAGGAUUAAACUGCUCAUAUCCACCAGUAGGUGCCUCUAAAAUAACGGCACUAAACUUGUCUUCCUUUGGGUUGGUUGGUGCCAUCUCUACUAAUUUUAGAGAUCUCCAAGCACUCCAGUAUCUGGAUUUGUCACACAACAACUUGUCUGGUCCCAUUCCGAAUUUUCUUGGGCAACUUUCAUCACUGAUGUUUCUUGAUUUGUCCAGCAAUGAUCUGAGUGGACCAAUUCCUUACAGCCUUCUACAAAGGUCCCAAAAUGGGUCCUUAUCACUAAGGGUUGGUGAUAAUGUAAAUCUUUGUGGCAACGGUACUGCCUGCAGAUCAGAUCGAAAGAAAAUCAACGGGACACUUCUCACCGCAAUAGUUGUACCAAUAGCUGCUGCCAUUGCACUGUUUGUUAUCCUAUUUUUGCUGUGCCAAGUGCUCAAAGGAAAAGCUAAGCGAAAUGCUACUGGUCAUGAAGAUGAAUCAGCAUUACUUGAGAACCGAGAGUUCUCUUACAAAGAACUGAAGCAUAUCACGAAUAAUUUCAGCCAACAGAUUGGAAAGGGCGGGUUUGGACCUGUCUUCCUUGGUUACUUGGAGAAUGGAAAAUCAGUUGCUGUGAAAGUGCGUUCCGAGUCAUCUUCCCAAGGGGGUAAAGAGUUUCUGGCUGAGGCUCAGCACUUGACCAGGAUUCAUCACAAAAAUUUAGUUUCUUUGGUUGGCUAUUGCAAGGACAGAAAUCAUUUGGCCCUUGUUUACGAGUACAUGCCCGAAGGGAACCUUCAGGAUCAUCUGAGAGCCACUUCUACUAGUAAACCACUCAGUUGGGAGCAGCGUCUUCAGAUCGCCCUUGAUGCUGCACAAGGUCUUGAGUAUCUGCACAUCGCCUGUAAGCCAGCAUUGAUACACAGAGAUGUGAAGAGCAGGAACAUCCUCCUGACCACAGAUCUUGGGGCUAAAAUUGCUGAUUUUGGCCUGACCAAGGCUUUCAGCGAGUCCGAAACACAUAUAACCACGGAGCCAGCUGGUACUAUGGGCUACUUAGAUCCUGAGUACUUCCGCAGUUAUCACAUCAGUGAGAAGAGCGACCUGUACAGCUUUGGUGUCGUCCUCCUGGAGCUCAUCACGGGUCAUGCCCCUGUCAUACCAAUUAGCGACAGCAUGAGCAUCCACAUCGGGGAGUGGGUGCACCAGAGCCUCGACCAUGGAAACAUCGAGAGCAUUGUGGAUGCAAAGAUGGGAGGGGACUAUGACAUCAACUCUGUCUGGAAAGCCGCUGACUUGGCGCUGCAUUGCAAGCGAGACGCCUCCCGAGAGCGGCCGACGAUGGCGGAGGUGGUGGCGCAGCUUAAGGAGUGUUUGGAGCUCGAGAACCGUCGUGAUGGGAGGAGAAGAAGCUUGGGUUCGAAUGGUGAUGAUUCGACCUGUCCUGGAGAGGGAAGUGCACUUGAGAUAGAAGAAGAAGAAAAGCAGCAAGAAGGGGAGAUACAAGCGGCUGCUGGCCCUGCAAUGAGAUAAUAGGUUUGAUGAUCUUACACUAAUGCUGGAGAUUUAAGCGCUCUUGCCUUACCUUUCUGAUAAGCCGUCAUCUUGUCUUUCUUUUCGAUGUUCUCAAAUUUCUGGCAAUGCUUAGAUGGAGUCUGCCUGUUCUAGAGAAAAAGGAAUUGUGAUGAAAGAAGCUCAAAUGGAUUACUAGGGAAUAUAUGUUCUGAUUUGGACGGCCUGCCAGUGGUAGGCUUCUCAGUGUUUAGGGUGGCCUUGUUUGUUGGCACGUUCCUCUUAGUUGGUCCAUGUUUUUCAUGUUUCUCUCCUUCAGCGCCUCUUUGACGAGGUGCACGCCUGCACUGCUCAGCUCACCGGCGUGAAUAGGGCCUAUGUGGUCCUCCCCAAGGGCGACGGCAUCCCCUCGCCGGGAGCGUUCCGGCCGGUCUCACUUCAGAAUGGCGACGUGAAGAUCCUGUGUCGUGGCCUAAUCACCAGGGUUUACCGCUUUAGAGACAAAAAUCAGCCAGGUUGUCGACAUGGAUCAAUCAAGGUUUAUACUUUAUCGCAGGGAGGAGCACAUGCAUAUCUGAGAACUUCGUGUAGGCAUCUCAGUGCUGCCGCAAGCGCUCCUCCCCCAUCAUGGUUUUGAAGCUGGAUUUUGCCAAAGCGUUCGACUCCAUCAACUGGUGCAGCUUGCGGCAGGUCAUGGAGGUGUGCGUUUUCUCGACGCUCUGGUGUUAAUUUCUGGAUGGAGCUCAUCUGCCAUUCCUCUCGCCCCACGGUCCUUCUCAACAGGAUCCAGGGGAAGUGGUUCAGCGUGUGCCGUGGGCUCAGGCAGGGGUAUCCUCUUUCCCCCUACAUCUUCCUCAUCGUCGUGGACUUCCUCCAACAGAUGAUCAGGCAAGACAAUGUGCUUCAGCACCCCUCCCCUCUUGUUGCUGCAGUACGCUGACGACACACUCAUCAUCGUUCGAGCCUGUCAUGUGGUGGUCGUUCAUCUUUGUGGUCGUUCAUCUUUGUCGUAUUCUCAACAACUUAGCCAUUGCCACGAGCUUGAUGCUGUGCUCGUCAUCAACUUUAGAACAACACCCUUGUCCCCAUGCACGUCGACGCACUCGAGCUUGAUGCUGUGGUGGCUGCUCUUGCGUGCACAGUGGAGAGUUUCACCAUGGAAGCUUGGGCUGCCUUUGUCAUGGGACAAGCUCAAGUUGGCGGAUUUUCUGCCGAUGAUCGCCAAGGUUGACAAAUAUAUACCUGUCCGGCUAGUGAUCUCGUCUUCUCUCCCCCGCAGUCUACCUGGUCCUCAUCAACGCCGUGCUUGAUG
This is a messenger RNA of Triticum aestivum (bread wheat), 5714 nucleotides long. RefSeq names its product probable LRR receptor-like serine/threonine-protein kinase At1g05700. The record is from RefSeq and is a predicted model, not a curated record. Gene Ontology annotation, molecular function: ATP binding; protein binding; protein kinase activity. NCBI's taxonomy places the organism in Eukaryota, Viridiplantae, Streptophyta, Magnoliopsida, Poales, Poaceae. Gene Ontology annotation, biological process: protein phosphorylation. Bases 1721 to 4423 code for a protein of 900 amino acids. The transcript has 13 exons.